Molecule: messenger RNA, 542 nt
Organism: Camellia sinensis
Lineage: Eukaryota; Viridiplantae; Streptophyta; Magnoliopsida; Ericales; Theaceae
Source: RefSeq, a predicted model, not a curated record
UGUGUAUUAGUGGUGGACAUAUGGAAAUGUUAUUUUAAAGGGAUGAGAGUUUUGAAAAAAAAUUCCUUUUACCUAGUUCCAAAUAAAAUAUUAGAGUGAAUUUAUGACAUGAAUGUCUGCCCGAUGUAGUGAAGAGCAUGGAUGUAAGACUCUCUCUGGCUAUAAUUUGAUAUAGUGUUUUCAUCUAGGCUAUGUUACAUUUAGACACUUGGGCUAUUAAAGCAUGAGAACAUGCGUUAAAUUUGAUGUUAUUCAUUUUAUUCAAAAAAUACCAGAGCUUUGCUUAUUACUCUCAAUCUACUCCUAGUACCCUGUUUUGUUGUAGUGUUGAUACAGUUUAUGUAGUUGGUGUGUUUUACCUCUUUUGUUGUUGAUCUAAUUGUUCUUGUUGUUGAUCUGAUUGUUAAUGUGAAUGCCCAUUUUCUUAUUAACAGUUGAAUCAUGAAAUUGUCAACUAGCAAGAUGAGUGGAGAGAAUUCAAAAAAAGCUGAGAAAAGAAUUAGGAAGGAGCGUGAAGCUAUAAUUGCUACGACAAUGGAUGA